Mugil cephalus (flathead mullet) is the source of this 3334-nucleotide messenger RNA. It is a transcript of the gene ndfip2, whose product is annotated as Nedd4 family interacting protein 2. Lineage: Eukaryota; Metazoa; Chordata; Actinopteri; Mugiliformes; Mugilidae. The record is from RefSeq and is a predicted model, not a curated record. Gene Ontology annotation, biological process: metal ion transport; positive regulation of protein ubiquitination; vacuolar transport. Bases 202 to 972 code for a protein of 256 amino acids. Gene Ontology annotation, cellular component: Golgi apparatus; endoplasmic reticulum; perinuclear region of cytoplasm. Gene Ontology annotation, molecular function: WW domain binding. The transcript has 8 exons.
GACGCCGUUGGGCAGCAUUCUGCCAACAACGGUAUUUUCCUAAGCAUUGUAGACUGCAGCCAUUUCUUUCAGCGCUCUUAGUUCUGGUUUUGACGGAGGUUUGGGUGGAGGAGUGUCCCUCGUCCGCGAGUCUUAACAACAAGUUCGGUAAACCUCUAGGUUUUCCUCGGCUGGCUCUUCUGCCAGCUGAAUCUCGACGGGAUGGACCCAGCAAGCCGAUACCAAGUGUUGCACAACGAGGACGACUCUUCGGAGGCCUCGACCAGCGAGCAGCAGCAGCAGCAGCCGUGCACUUCAGCCACAGCCCAGGCCAGCACAUCCAGCCAGGAGCAGCAGCAGUGCCAGGCCGAGGGCCAGGCCCAGGCAGCGGGGGGAACGCCGAGGGCUCAGGGAGAGGCGGACGCGCCACCCCCUCCUUAUGCCUCCAUUGACCUGGGAGCGACCGCCGCAACACCGGAGACUAGUUUCCGAGGAGACUUCCCAGUGCCUCCGCCCUACAGCGUCGCCACCUCGCUGCCCACAUACGAUGAAGCAGAGAAGGCCAAAGCAGCCGCCAUGGCUGCCUCCGCAGUGGAGGUGAUGCCACGGGAUGACGAAUUCCCUCCCAGAGAUGACUUCAGCGACGCCGAUCAGCUUCGAGUCGGGAACGACGGGAUCUUCAUGUUGGCGUUUUUCAUGGCCUUCCUGUUCAACUGGAUUGGGUUCUGCUUGUCCUUCUGUCUGACCAACACCAUAGCAGGACGCUAUGGAGCCAUCUGCGGCUUCGGGCUUUCCCUCAUCAAGUGGAUUCUCAUCGUGAGGUUCUCCGACUACUUCACCGGAUACUUCAAUGGCCAGUACUGGCUGUGGUGGAUCUUCCUGUUGCUCGGUCUGUUGCUGUUCUUCAGGGGAUUCGUGAACUACCUAAAAGUCCGCAACAUGUCAGAGAACAUGGCCACCGCUCACAGAACGCGCCUCUUCUUCCUUUACUAAAGGUUUCCACGGCGGCAUCUUUUUUUUGUUUCCAGUGUGAAGUUCCUUCCCUCCCCCCCUCGAAUGACCUGACCGAGGAGCCUUGCAAAGCGAAGAGAGGUGACAGGGAAGGAAAGCAGUAGGGGGAGAAAGUGUUACCAGUCAAUUAAAAAGCAAAAACGCGGCUUCCUCUGAAGUCUCUGCUUCUGAUCCCGGCUCGAAAAAAAAACUUUCCAAAAAAACAAAAAAGAAAGAAAAAGUCUGUCUUUGAUUAGCGGAUCUCUUCCCCGGCUCGAUUGUCUUUCGUUUUCCUUUGAUUCAAAGCCCGACAAACUCAAGUCCAGCUCACGUCUCUUAAGAGCGCCGCUGUUGAGACGCGUGACCUGGAGGAAACUCACACAUUUACUCAGAAAGCACAAUUUCAGCCGAGAUAAAUGUACGUUAUGCAUACGAAUCCUUUUCUAAAUAAUUUGCUGUCAGUGUGUAACCAGUGACAGCAACGUUAACUGACUAUAACCAAAUGACUUUAAAGCAACAUUUGGAAUAUUAUAAUAGAAAACGUUUGAUCUAUAAAUUUCCCUCCAGCUUUGCCACAUUUUUCUCUGACAAAGGAGGAGGACGCAUGACAUAUACACCUUCAUUUCUGCCAUUCCACCGUUUAAAGUUCAGGGCGUUUUUUUUUUUUGAAAAAGUCUUAACUGUGUAUGUAGCAUCUUUUGUUCGACAGUGUGAACAUCUCAGCCUCUUAAAAAGCGCUCAGCCGUGCGUCUACGGGAGGAUCCGUUUACAUAUCACCGACCCCGAUUCUUUUCCUGUUUUCAAACCAAACAGUUCGAACCGCACAGGAAAAAAAAAAGAAAAAGUAAAGAGGAACUGUGCAUUUUUUUGUUUUUUAAUCAUCUCUGAGCCUCAUUUUAAAACCAGGCGCAUUUCUAUGAAACGAUGAAGCUCCCGCUGACCCGCACCUAUGCAGUAAGGAUUUCAAUCCACCCGCGAAACCGUCUCCGUUUGAAUCAAAGAAAAAUGGAGGGGGGGAAACAAACGAAUCCCGCCUUCCUUCCUGAGACAUAGGGUUUUUUCUCUCUGAACGCGUUUCACGUCGUACGCCGAAUUCAUCAGCUGUAAAACUGCUGCUUUUCAUCCGCGAGUCAAAGCAGCGUCUGUAAGCUACCAACGAAAACUCCGCGGAUUUAAAAGACGUUUAAACCGACAAGCAAGCAUUUUUAAAUCCGGGAGAACAAAGAGUCUUAUGCAAUUUACUUUAUCAUCAUGACACAAUUGUUGCGGACGCGAAGUCUGCAGGUUAAGAUAAGAUGCGUACCUUGUAUUUAUUGUCGAUCACAGGUUGAGAUCCGGCUGCAACACUAGGUUCAGUCUGCGUCGUAAAGCAACAAAUUAGGAAACGGAGGCGAAACGCAAUAAAAGCGGGUGAAAGGCGACUGCAUGUUGUGCAUGACUUAGACAAACGUGGGUCUCUCUAGGAUGUCGGCUUUUUACGAUUAGGUUACAAAUUUCUUCCUUUUUCUUUUCACGGAUUGAGAAGCUUUCGGUGACGUGGCGUAGCUUACGUAGUUAUUAUUUCUAUGAUUAUUAUUAUUAUUAUUAUUAGAACAAUAUCAGCAGAUGUUGUGGUUUCUGUUGAGCGUGACGGCGGAAGAAGUCGGGUGUGCGUCAUGAAGGCUGACUGGACAAAGACAAGUUUUAAACAAAAAAAACCACAACAUUUUUGAUUAUUUUUGUCAUCCGGAAAAUGAAAUGUAUAUACCAGCUUAUGCCAAUUCAUAAUAUUUGCACUUUGAGGAACUUAUGUACAGUUUUGAUUUGUGAAUCUGCUGAACUUGAUGUUGGUGGUUUGGAAAAGGCGAAAGUUUAAUCUUAGCCAAUCCGAGUUUUUCGACUGGAAUUCUUAAUCAUCCCAAAUGGAUAAUUUGCACUUUUUAUUUUUUAAAAAAUAUUGUUAUUGUGUGUUGUCUUGUUUCAUCGCUUUUAGCCUAAACUGUGACCGCUUGAGUAUUGCCAAACUUCUUUUCUUUUUUUUUUCUUUCCUCCCCCUCCCCCAAUCUUUUCGGUCAUAUCCCACCAAAAGCCUCUCUCAGCAAUAUCAGCAUCUCUCUGUGAAUUAAAUCUGCUGCAUGAUUUAUCCGCAUUCAAGUGGGGGCGACGAUAGGAUUGAUCAAAUCCCUUUCUUUCUUUGUAAAUAAAUGAAGAGAUAAAAAAAACACAAAAAAAAAAAACACAGACGGCAGCCAAAAUUAUUUUUUGUCCAAAGUACUCCUCCUAACAGUUUCUGGAGCGGUUGUUAUGCAUUUAUUGUAACUGGAAUUAAAAUGACAGAUGACGUCUUGCAAAAAAUGCCAAUAAAGUUCAAAAGCCUGCCACUUAA